Conger conger (European conger) is the source of this 327-nucleotide messenger RNA. It is a transcript of the gene sst5, whose product is annotated as somatostatin 5. The transcript has 2 exons. Gene Ontology annotation, cellular component: extracellular region. Gene Ontology annotation, biological process: regulation of cell migration. The record is from RefSeq and is a predicted model, not a curated record. Gene Ontology annotation, molecular function: hormone activity. Lineage: Eukaryota; Metazoa; Chordata; Actinopteri; Anguilliformes; Congridae. Bases 1 to 327 code for a protein of 108 amino acids.
AUGUUGUGCUCCCAGCUGCAGGUCUUACUGGUUGCUCUCUCUGCAUCAGUGCUGCUUGCCCAAGUCAACGGAGCACCCCAGAGGGACAUGCUAGCUGAACUACUGCAGACGGAUGUCACAGAGGGUAAUGAGGACCUCUCCCGCAUGCUGUUUCUGAAGAUUGUGUCCGACCUGAUGAUAACAGGGGACAACAAGGUCCUGCCUGACCCACGGUCCAUGGAGGAGUUGAGAAUUCACCAGGAUGUGGCACGGCAGCUGCCACUCUCCCAGCGUGAGCGCAAAGCCGGCUGCCGGAACUUUUUCUGGAAGACCUUCACUUCCUGUUAG